AUGGAAAACGCCAAUGGACUUGUUCGUGAUGAUGAUGGAAUCUGGAGAGACCAAGAGGUUCAUGUGUGCAAUGCGAGAGGCGAAAGGCUUGAUGGAGAUGGCAACCUCAUUCCACCAGCGCCUUUACCAGUGGAUGUUGUUGACCAGAAUCCACCACCUGCACCGCGUGGGAAUGCUGUGAUCGUUCCACAACAGAGGAACGUUCCAGAAGAUCGGAAUGUGAGGGAACCUUUACCUACAGCUGGUCGUGGACGAACACUUGGAGACUACAACAGGCCUGAGCAGUUCUAUGAAAAUCGUUCUGCGAUUCGCGCCCCUGCGUUUCAAAGAAACGAUUUUAAGCUGAAGCCUGUGUACUACACUCUUGUAGGUCAGCAUCCUUUCCAUGGCCACUCUCAUGAGCACCCUAUGGAUCACAUCGAAAGGUUUGAGGACUUGGUCACCAGCAUCAAAUACAAUGGAGUGUCCAACGAUUUCUUCCUCUGCAAGCUGUUUCCUUAUUCUCUAGCUGGAGAAGCGGCUAACGGGUUGAAGCAGUUGGAGCCAGGAUCACUCACCACUUGGGAAGAGACCAAGAAUGCUUUCCUGCACAAUUUUUUCGAUGAUGCUAGAUCUGAGGAGUUGAGGACGAAAAUCUCGACUUUCUCUCAGGAACCAACUGAAGCGUUCAAAGCUUCUUGGGUGCGAUUCAAAUCGUACCAGCGAGACUGUCCCCAUCAUGGCUUCAGCGAUGUGCAGUUGCUGGGUAUCUUUUUCAGAGGUAUCGACUGGAGCAAUAGCACCAAGAAUGCAGAUCUUGAGCGAAAGAAGCAAGCUGGGAACAUGGAUAGAUCGCAGAUCGCUGAGGUGAAAGCUAAACUUGACUCUGUGCACAGCCUUUUAGUGGGUAAGAAGUCUGUCAGAUUCGCACAGGAGGUGGAGAGUUUCGAACCUGAGGAUGAAGCUGAGGAAGAAGAUGUCAACUUUGUCAGUGGAUCAGGAUUUCAGGGUCAGAGGUUUGGUAAUCAGCAAGGUAACAUAAGCUACAGUGGGAAUUAUAGUGGGAAUAAUCAGAGGAGUACCUUCAACAGUAAUCAGAACUUCUCUGGUUACACGCCUAAGUCUCAGUACCAGAAGCCUUUUUCCAACAACAGUUUUUCCAGAAACUACAGCACUCCUUCAUCUCAACCUCAAAAUCCUGACAAUGAGAUGAAGUCUAUGCUGGAACAAAUUCUGGAAGGUCAGCAGAAGCUCACCGUGGACUUUAAUGGAAAGAUGGAUGCUCUCUACCUUGAUCUGAAUGGGAAAAUCGAAGCUUUGAACACUCAUGUCAAGCAGCUCGAUACGCAGGUAGCCCAAACUGCAGGUUCUGUUAAAAGGCAAGAGGGUUUUCUUCCUGGGAAGACUGACACCAAUCCGAGGCAUCACUGCAGUGCUAUCACGUUGAGGAGUGGUAAAAAUCUGAGUUCAGAGCCUAAAAAGACGCCUCCUGCACCUGAAGUCGUGGAUUUGGAAAACCCUGAAGAAGUUCCUGAGAUUGCAGAGCCGGUGUCGAGCGACCACACUACUAGUGUCGCGCGUCACCAAUUGCAGAGCGAAGCUGUUGAUGCUCCGAAUCCGAAAUCUGCAGAGGAGAAGGCCUACAAACCUAAAGUUCCUUACCCAAGGAGCCCUAGGAAGUCCAAGCAAGAGCUUGAUGAAGCACGAUGCAAGGCCCUGAUGGAAAAGCUUGUGAUUGAGAUUCCCUUGGUUGAUGCUGUAAAGAUCACUCCUGUUAUCAGACGUUAUGUGAAGCGAAUGGUGACUAAUAAUCUCAGUCAUGAAUAA
Messenger RNA from Eutrema salsugineum, 1806 nucleotides. RefSeq lists its product as uncharacterized. The record is from RefSeq and is a predicted model, not a curated record. The transcript is spliced from 2 exons. Bases 1 to 1806 code for a protein of 601 amino acids. Lineage: Eukaryota; Viridiplantae; Streptophyta; Magnoliopsida; Brassicales; Brassicaceae.